GAUACGUUACCUGGCCAAGAUCAAGCCCAGCAUCUCAUUAACUUUCCAUUUCCAAACAGAACUUAGGCUCAUUGUGUCCUUUUAGCUCGAACAGUCAAGGUGGUCCUCUGCAGUUUGCUUUAUUCACAGACAAAGACAAGGAGACAUGGCUGUUGCAAACUUCCACUACAUAACUCGGAUGAGCAGUGGUUUCAAAGUCUACAUCUUGGAAGGUAAUAUUUCUUAUUUAUUUUCUUAUAGGCCUAUUGUUUCACAAAAUAGAAUUGUGCCGUUGUGAUCCCUGCUACUUUAAAUAGUAGUAUUUAUUGCUGCAACAUGCAUUGUUAUCAUGUAUGAUGACACAGUUAUUAGAUCGUUAUUACUUAGUAAUUAGCUUAGCUAGUUCAAAUAAUGUUAUUAGAAAUGCAAAUGUUUAGGAUCAUUAUAAAAUAACUUUUACUAAGUCCGAGUAAAUGUCAAUGAGUAUAUUUGAGGUAAUUGUUUGAAUUAUAUAAAAACAAAAUGUAAUCCACUCUAAAGCAAUUUUAACAAUAUCAUUUAAGAAACCAAUACAUAUUUUUACUUUUAAAUGUUUAAGAUAACUUUGACGAAUGUGAUAAUACCUCACUAUAUCCACUUAAGGCUAUAACAACAUUUAAGAAUAGUCAGCAACUAUAAAUGAGUCCCUCCAUUGGUAAAAUAUCAACUUGCUUCUAAAUGUCUGGCUCUCAAGCAUUAUUUCAGAGAGGUUUAUGUCAGAUGAUGGGAAUAACUGUGGCAGAUGGAGAGGAUCUGAAGAUACUGCCCUCUUGUUUCCUCUACUGAUAGGGAACAAAUAACCAUGCCUCGGGCAUCAGAACGUCAGUCAGGCAAGGUGUGGUUUUUUCCCAGUCACCCUCCACAGGCCUCCACUGUGGCACUAUGCUGUCUGAGGGACAGAAUGGGAGGUCAUAGGUGAGAGGUUGGGGUUGAGGGACAUGACUGUUUGAGAUGUGGAUUGGAAUGACGAUUGUGGAUAGGGGGAGUAUUUGAGAUUAGGGGGACCAUUCAUGUAAUAACAUGACCUAAUCAUUCAGCAUUGCAUCUCAAUGGGGUAGUAGAGCAUUGCAUGCUAAUGUGGUGCAUGUCUUUUGGUAUAUUGACAAUGCCAAUUUGAAUAUAGUUCAAGCUUGAAAGAAACAACAUAAUGUGAGGUGUGAAGAAGGCUGGUGUUAGCUUUACAAAAAACAAAUGCCAGUGUACUGUAUUGGUAAACUUCACAUUCUGCCACCUCUGGUCUCUUGGCCCUCCCACCCCUACGGGAGGGCAGCUCCUGCUCAGCCCAGUCCAAGCUCUUCUCUGUCCUGGCAACCCAAUGGUGGAACCAGCUUCCCUCUGAAGCUAGGACAGCCCAUCUUCCGAAAACAUCUUGACCCUUCCUCUUCAAAGAGUCUCUUAAAUAAUCCCACAGCACUUCCCCUUGCACCCCCUCCUCACCUCCUCCCCAGUUCCCCCCCCCCCCCCCCCUUAUUACAUCUGACAGCUACAUUAUUAAGGAAAAAUGUACUUACUAGGAGUGUGAUAUGUGGUUGUCCCACCUAGCUAUCUUAAGAUGAAUACGCUAACUGUAAGUCGCUCUGGAUAAGAGAGUCUGCUACAGUGGCUUGCAAAAGUAUUCACCCCCCUUGGCAUUUUUCCUAUUUUGUUGCCUUACAACCUGGAAUUAAAAUUGAUUUUUUGGGGGUUUGUAUCAUUUGAUUUACACAACAUGCCUACCACUUUGAAGACGCAAAAUAUUUUUUAUUGUGAAACAAGCAAGAAAUAAGACAAAAAAACAGCAUAACUAUUCACCCCCCCCCCCCAAAGUCAAUACUUUGUAGAGCCACCUAUUGCAGCAAUUACAGCUGCAAGUCUCUAUAAGCUUGGCACAUCUAGCCACUGGGAUUUUUGGCCAUUCUUCAAGGCAAAACUGCUCCAGCUCCUUCAAGUUGGAUGGGUUCCGCUGGUGUACAGCAAUCUUUAAGUCAUACCACAAAUUCAAUUGGAGUGAGGUCUGGGCUUUGACUAGGCCACUCCAAGACAUUUAAAUGUUUCCCCUUAAACCACUCAAGUGUUGCUUUAGCAGUAUGCUUAGGGUCAUUGUCCUGCUGGAAGGGGAACCUCCGUCCCAGUCUCAAAUCUCUGGAAGACUGAAACAGGUUUCCCUCAAGAAUUUCCCUGUAUUUAGCGCCAUCCAUCAUGCCUUCAAUUCUGACCAGUUUCCCAGUCCCUUCCGAUGAAAAACAACCCCACAGCAUGAUGCUGCCACCACCAUGCUUCACUGUGGGGAUGGUGUUCUCGGGGUGAUGACAUAGCGUUUUCCUUGAUGGCCAAAAAGCUCAAUUUUAGUCUCAUCUGACCAGAGUACCUUCUUCCAUAUGUUUGGAGAGUCUUCCACAUGCCCUUUGGCGAACACCAAACAUGUUUGCUUAUUUUUGUCUUUAAGCAAUGGCUUUUUUCUGGCCACUCUUCCAUAAAGCCAAGCUCUGUGGAGUGUAUGGCUUAAAGUGGUCCUAUGGACAGAUACUGAUUAAUGCCCUCCUUGCCUGGUCCAUGAGUGUUGGUGGGGGGCCCUCUCUUGGCAGGUUUGUUGUGGUGUCAUAUUCUUUCCAUUUUUUAACAAUGGAUUUAAUGGUGCUCCGUGGGAUGUUCAAAGUUUCUGAUCAUUUUUUAUAACCCAACCCUGAUCUGUACUUCUCCACAACUUUGUCCCUGACCUGUUUGGAGAGCUCCUUGGUCUUCAUGGUGCCGCUUGCUUGGUGGUGCCCCUUGCUUAGUGGUUUUUUAGACUCUUGGGGCCUUUCAGAACAGGUGUAUAUAUACUGAGAUCAUGUGACAGAUCAUGUGACACUUAGAUUGCACACAGAUGGACUUUAUUUAACUAAUUAUGUGACUUCUGAAGGUAAUAGAUUGCACCAGAUCUUAUUUAGGGGCUUCAUAGCAAAGGGGGUGAAUACAUAUGCAUGCACCACUUUUCCUUUAUUUAUUUAUUUGAAUUUUUUGAAACAAGUAAUUUUUUUCAUUUCACUUCACCAAUUUGGACUAUUUUGUGUAUGUCCAUACAUGAAAUCCAAAUAAAAACCAUUUAAAUUACAGGUUGUAAUGCAACAAAAUAGGAAAAACGCCAAAGGGGAUGAAUACUUUUGCAAGGCACUGUAAAUGACUAAAAUGUAAUGUAAAUAACACAAAGAAUGUUAGCAACUGUUGAUGUGUUUCUGUUAGUUUCUCACAAUGAGGAGAACACUUCUGUUUGAUGUGUGUAUUGUAAUGACGGUUGUGAGACAUUCGUUCUCUCAGAAAUAAGAGAUACUUCAAUCAAGGCAUUAGAAAUUGAAGUGUUAAGUUUGUCCAGCUCAAUCCACAUUUUGAACUAAUCUUCCUCUCUUAGAUAUGUAAAUAAAAUAGGUGUCAUCACUGUAUGUAGAAAAACAAAAUUUACCGUUAACAUUGAAUCAAGAAGAUUUGUAACACUCACCAAUCUGGUAUGUCUAGUUCCACAGCUUAACAGAGUUUAAAAUUAACGGUGGCAUGAAAGCUUUCCCACGGCCACGAACCACUCAUACAGGUGAUAAACCAUAUGUCACAGUUCCACGGAUCAAAACAACCUGUCACCUAUUUACUCAUUGCCACACCUAAUGUCUUUUCAGUAGGUUAGUUAGGUGUAAGACAUCCUUAUCUGUGCCAAUAUCUUUGCCACUAAGUAUAGUGUAUAUUAUUUCAAAUAGUAACCAUUAGCUUUAUAUGUGCUUGAUCUUUCCUCUUGUAGGUCAGCCCAACCUAAGAAGUGAAGAUAGAUACAGGCAUAUGACCAAUGAGAGAGUUCGCGUACCACCAGUGCAUCCAGUCAAGCGCAAACACAGCUCUGAGCGUGGCUUAACAUUGGAAGAAAGGUUUGUGAAACCUGCCCAUGCCUUAAUCCCCCUCUAUAACAUCAUAAUUAACAACCACUGGUUUUAUAACUCCAUGUCCAGUGUGUGAUUCCAUGUUUCAGCAUGUGAUUUUGUGUUUCAGGCGAGAGAGGGCACAGAGCAAAAGCAACAUGAGAAGUGCUCAGAGGCCAGCUGUGUUUAGUGUUCCCCAGAGCCCCACAUCCUCCUGGAGCCCAACACCCAGCCCCACAUCCUCCUGGAGCCCAACCCCCAGCCCCACAGGUCAUCUGCCCCAUCAUGUGUAUCCCACACCACCUAUGGAUGAACCACUGGACCUAAUUAAGAAACCAAGGAAAGAGCCUGAGAGGACAGAGAAGAAAACCAAAAGCACUACAGCCACCAAUCAGAUACAGGUAAUUUCACGAGGAACAAUUAUAAUAGUGGGUCCAGGUGCUAACAACAUGAAGGAUAGGUUUUCUGGUUUGUCUCAGUCAUGUAUGUGUGUCAGUAAUCUCUCAGUGUAGCCCUAGACAGUCAGAGCCUACAUACACUACAUGACCAAAAGUAUGUGGACACCUGCUCGUCGAACAUCUCAUUCCAAAAUCAUGGGCAUUAAUAUGGAGUUGGCCCCCCCUUUGCUGCUAUAACAGCCUCCACUCUUCUGGGAAGGCGUUCCACUAGAUGUUGGAACAUUGCUGAGGGGACUUGCUUCCAUUCAGCCACAAGAUCAUUAGUGAGGACGGGCAUUGAUGUUGGGCGAUUAGGCCUGGCUCGCAGUCGGCGUUCCAAUUCAAACCUAAAGGUGUUUGAUGGGGUUGAGGUCAGGGCUCUGUGCAGGCCAGUUAAGUUCUUCCACACCGAUCUCGACAAACCAUUUCUGUAUCGACCUCGCUUUGUGCAUGGGGGCGUUGUCAUGCUGAAACAUGAUAGGGCCAUCCCCAAACUUUUGCCACAACGUUGGAAGCACAGAAUCGUCUAGAAUGUAAUUGUAUACUGUAGCGUUAAGAUUUCCCUUCACUGAAACUGUGGCCAAGCCCAAAUCAUGAAAAACAGCCCCAGACCAUUAUUCCUCCUCCACCAAACUUUACCGUUGGCAGGUAAUGUUCUCCUGGCAUCCGCCAAACCCAGAUUCGUCCAUCAGACUGCCAGAUGGUGAAGCGUGAUCCAUCAAUCUAGAGAACGCGUUUCCACUGCUCGAGUCCAAUGGCAUGGAGCUUUUUUAAAUAUUUUUUUAUAUUUCUUUUUUGGUCAUUUAGCAGACGCUCUUAUCCAGAGCGACUUACAGGAGCAAUUAGGGUUAAGUGCCUUGCUCACUACUCCAGCCGACGCUUGGCAUUGCGCAUGACAUGGGGAUCUUAGGCUUGUGUGCGGCUGCUCGGCCAUGGAAACCAAUUUCAUGAAGCUCCCGACGAACAGUUAUUGUGCUGACGUUGCUUCCAGAGGCAGUUUGGAACUCGGUCAUGAGUGUUGCAACCGAGGACAGAUUAUUUUUACACGCUACGCACUUCAGCACUUGACGGUCCCAUUCUGUGAGCUUGUGUGGCCUACCACUUUGCGGCUGAGCCAUUGUUGCUCCUAGACGUUCCCACUUCACAAUAACAGCACUUACAGUGGACCGGGGCAGCUCUAGCAGGGCAGAUGUUUGACGAACUGACUUGUUGGAAAGGUGGCAUCCUAUGACGGUGCCACGUUGAAAGUCACUGAGCUCUUCAGUAAGGCCAUUCUACUGCCAAUGUUUGUCUAUAGAGAUUGCAUGGCUGUGUGCUCGAUUUUAUACACCUGUCAGCAACAGGUGUGGCUGAAAUAGCUGAAUCCACUAAUCUGAAGGGGUGUCCACAUACUUUUGUAUAUAUAGUGUAUCUCUGAGAUCUCUGUGGUGAUUAUAAACACUCAAGCACAGUCUAUUCCCAAGAGCCUUUACAGGCCUCUGCUUGUCCAAGAUAUGCAAUCCAGCCGGAUUCGGGGAGAAAAUGUGAGCAAUGGUGGGAGGAAUGUCCUCAACAUGACUAAACAGACAUCUCUUUCUUUGACCUGUUUGUGCCAACCUGAUGAGGGUGAACAGCUUUCAGGCCCCAUCCUAUAACCAAAUUCAUUUUCUUUCCAAGACUCAAAUAGAACCUUCAAGAAAAAGUUAGUGAUGGCGAAAUGUGCUAUGUUUACGUUGACAUGUUAAUCCUAUUGUUCUGGGGGGAGUGAGGAUUUCGAUGACAUUGUUCUGUACAGAAUCUUAUAAUGUUUAAACACUUUUUGAAAUGUACCAAUUAUUUUGCCUCUUUCAGAUGCGUCCUUCUGUGAUCACCUGUGUCUCCUCCACAAGAAAGCCCACCUGCAGAUCUGAGUUCCACAGCAGCCACUCAUCCACAGGUCAGUAUCAUUCUCCUUUAUCUCAAUAAAAACUGUAGCGCUACAAUGCUGUUGUUAUAUUGCAGACUUGUUAAGAAUUAUGCCUCUGACCUUUGUUUGGUGUUCUCUCCAUUGCAGUGUUAUCUAAGCACAGCUAUGACCAUGUGGUGGAGGAGCAUUUCAAGAGAAGCCUGGGGAUGGAACUACCAAAGGGCCAGCUCCCGCCAGCUCUCCAUCAGCGUCUCUGUGGAUGACCACUUUGCCAAGGCCUUGGGAGAGAAGUGGCUUGAGAUCAAAUCUAAAUCCUCCUCGUGCUCCUCGUCUACAUCCUCACCACCCAGCAGCCCAAGUGUCACUCACUCCCCCAGCCACAGCCCAAGCCGAGCUCCCAAAGAGUAUCCAAGUACCACCACUCCCACCUCCAGCUUCUGGUCAGUCAAAUAA
Messenger RNA from Coregonus sp. 'balchen', 6653 nucleotides. Lineage: Eukaryota; Metazoa; Chordata; Actinopteri; Salmoniformes; Salmonidae. The record is from the annotation of a GenBank genome assembly.